Molecule: messenger RNA, 5010 nt
Organism: Scylla paramamosain (green mud crab)
Lineage: Eukaryota; Metazoa; Arthropoda; Malacostraca; Decapoda; Portunidae
Product: mucin-2-like
Exons: 12
Coding region: 31-4824 (1597 amino acids)
Biological process (GO): proteolysis
Molecular function (GO): metalloendopeptidase activity
Source: RefSeq, a predicted model, not a curated record
CCAGAGUACAGACGGGCGGUACAGAGGGCAAUGGCCUACUGGAUGCUUCACACCUGCAUCAAGUUCGUGGAGGUUCGUGAACCAACGGGUCCUCACCUGAGACUCGUCCGCGGUUCCGUGUGUCGCUCCGCCGUUGGCCGCGUGUCCAAGACUGGCCAAGACGUUGUUAUUGGACAAGGCUGUCGCAAGUUUGGACGCAUUGUUCGGCUCCUGGCCCGUGCUCUUGGUUGGUAUGAUGAACACAAUCGGCCGGACCGCGACUUGUAUGUGCAUGUCAACGAAGAGAAUGUGGUGCCCUUCCUUCGCUACCGGCUUGGUAAAUUGCCCUCACAGCUGGUGGCUGACUUUGGCUUGCCAUACGACUUUACUUCCCUCAUGCACGCCGAUGCACAGUUUCUCUCGAUCAACGGCAAGACCACACUGGCCACUCUGAACCCUCUGCUACAAGGCCUAAUUGGUCAGAGUCGUGGCCUCUCGCACCGAGAUAAGCUGCUCGCCAACCUCAUGUACCGCUGCACAGCUAAAUGGAUACAAGCCUGUGGCCUGGCUGAGGAAAGAUGCAGUGAAGGAGGAUACACCAAACGGGAUUGUUCGUGUGCUUGUCCCGCUGGAACAUCCGGUGUUAGAUGUGAAAAUGUCACCGGGCAGUAUUAUGACAGUCUUGUGCCCGCCUGCACAGAGGUGGUGCAGACGCAGACGAACAUAUCUUCUCCAGGACAUCCAGGGAACUAUGAUCGAGACAUCUGGUGCGUGAAGUGGAUCAAGGCGCCCCCUUGCUACACCCCCGUCAUCACUUUCCACGCCUUCCACCUGUACGGUAGGAACACCUACAGGGACGACCGGCCGCUGUGUUACCUGGAUUUUUUAGAGAUUAGAAGCCAUAGUCUUUACAGCGGCGAAGUGUAUUGUGACAAGGAGAUCUCGUCCGGCCAGAUCUUUACCUCUUCGUCAGGCGACCUAGUGUUGUAUUUCAAGACCCAGACAGACUAUUUCCCUGGAUGGGCGGCCUCCGUCACCUUCAAUCCCAUCUCUGGCUGCCUCAGUAACGAAACCACACCUGUGCCCACAUCUCCCAAUUCGCUGACUACCCCAGCAGCAAACACCACCACGGCAACUCCAAACCCCACCCCAUCAUCUACAACUACCUCCACUACCAACACCCACUCCACCAAUACAACCACAGCCACCUUUACUACUCUCACAACCACUACACCUACUACCACUACAACCACUAUUCCUACAACCACUGCAACCACUACUCCUACCACUACAACCACUGCUUCUACAACCACUGCAGCCACUACUACUGCUACCACUACAACCACUACCCCUUCUACCACUACAGCCACUACUCCUACCACUACAGCCACUACUUCUACCACUACAGCCACUAGCCCUUCUACCACUACAGCCACUACUCCUUCUACCACUACAGCCACUACCCCUUCUACCACUACAGCCACUACUACUACCACUACAGCCACUACUCCUACCACUACAGCCACUACCCCUUCUACCACUACAACCACUACUACCACAACAGCCACUACCCCUUCUACCACUACAACCACUGCUCCUUCUACCACUACAGCCACUACUCCUACCACUACAGCCACUACCCCUUCUACCACUACAGCCACUACUACUACCACUACAGCCACUACCCUUUCUACCACUACAGCCACUAUCCCUUCUACCACUACAGCCACUACUACUACCACUACAGCCACUACCCUUUCUACCACUACAGCCACUAUCCCUUCUACCACUACAGCCACUACUCCUACCACUACAGCCACUACUUCUACCACUACAGCCACUACCCCUUCUACUACUACAACCACUACUCCUACCACAACAGCCACUACUCUUACCACUACAGCCACUACUCCUACCACUACAGCCACUACCCCUUUUGCCACUACAGCCACUACUCCUGCCACUACAGCCACUACCCCUUCUACCACUACAACCACUACUCCUUCUACCACAACAGCCACUACUCCUACCACUACAGCCACUACCCCUUCUACCACUACAACCACUACUCCUUCUACCACAACAGCCACUACUCCUACCACUACAGCCACUACUCCUACCACUACAGCCACUACUCCUACCACUACAGCCACUACUUCUACCACUACAGCCACUACUCCUACCACUACAGCCACUACUCCUACCACUACAGCCACUACUCCUACCACUACAGCCACUACCCCUUUUGCCACUACAGCCACUACUCCUACCACUACAGCCACUACCCCUUCUACCACUACAACCACUACUCCUUCUACCACAACAGCCACUACUCCUACCACUACAGCCACUACUCCUACCACUACAGCCACUACUCCUACCACUACAGCCACUACCCCUCCUACCACUACAGCCACUACCCCUUCUACCACUACAGCCACUACCCCUUCUACCACUACAGCCACUACCCCUUCUACCACUACAGCCACUACCCCUUCUACCACUACAGCCACUACCCCUUUUACCACUACAGCCACUACUUCUACCACUACAGCCACUACUACUCCUACCACUACAGCCACUACUCCUACCGCUACCCCUUCUACCACUACAGCCACUACUACUACCACUACUUCCACAACAGCCACUACCCCUUCUACCACUACAACCACUGCUUCUUCUACCACUACAGCCACUACUCCUACCACUACAGCCACUACCCCUUCUACCACUACAGCCACUACUCCUACCACUACAGCCAGUACCCCUUCUACCACAACAGCCACUACUACCACUACAGCUGCUACUCCUACCACUACAGCCACUACUACUACCUCUACAACUACUAUCCCUACUACGACUACAACCACUACCCCUACCACUACUACUACCACUACAACAACUGCAACCACUACCCCUGCUACCCCUACUAUCACUACAACUACUACCUCUUCUACCACUACAGCUACUCCUACUGCCACUACAACCACUAGACCUACUACCACAACAACCACUACCCCUACUACCACCACAACUACCACCCCUACUACCACUACAAUCACCACCCCCACUAAUUCAACUACUAUUCCUACUACUGCAACCACUACUCCCACCACAAUAAAUACUACUACUGCUUCUAGAACUACCACUUUUACUACAACCACUGCACUUACUACAACCACUAUUCCUGCUACAAGUUCAACUACUAAUGUGACUACUACUGCCACUACAACUACCACUCCUUCCAUCACUACAACCACUACUGCUACCACUGCAACCACUGCUCCUGCUAUCACUACUACUACUUCUGCUACCACUGCAUCUACUACUGCUACCACUACAACUGCUACCCCAACUACCAAUGCAGCUACUACUACAACUAAUACUCCUGCUACUACAACUACUACUCCUGCUUCUACUACAACUACUAUUCCUGCUACCAUUACAACCACUACCUUUCCUACCACUGCAUCCACUACUACCAUCACAACCACUACUACAACUACUCCCACUACUACAACUGCCACUGUUGCAACCACUGCUCCUACUGAUACAACCACUACUGCUACAACCAUGACUCCCAUUAUGACUACUGCAGCUACUUCUACUACUACAACCACUACAGCUACCACUCCUGUCACUACAACCAAUCCUACUGCAAGUACAACAACUACAACCACCACCCCCAGUAAUACUACUACAACAACUAUCCCCACUACUACUGCAUUCACUACUGCCAAUACAACCACUACCCUUACCCCCACUAAAACCUCAACUAGCAAUACUACUACCAUUGCUGCCUCAACUACUGCCAUCACUACACCUACCACCUCCAUCACCUCUUCCCUCACCACCACAACUACCACAGUAACCACGAACAAUACCACCAUGUCUACCACCAUCACUAUCACCCCUUCCUCUUCUGCUACUAGUACUAAAACCUCCAUUACAACUCUCACCACUUCUACAACACCAAGAAAAAUUACAUCCACUGCCAUGACCACCCCCAUUUCCACCACUACCAGCCCCAACACUGCAAUAACUACUACUUCAGCCACUACAUUCACCACCACCCCUACCACCACAACAGCCUUGACAGUAACCACCUCUAAGAUCCUCACCACCACUGACACUGGCACCUCAAGCCCUAACCCAAACUGUGGACUGGAGGACAAGCGACGCAGGUAUCACUGGACCUCUCCUAAAUUCCCAUGUCAAAACUACCCCAACAACUUCACCUGCAUCAUCAGGGGAGGAUCGAGGAGACCAUUCUGGGCAAUCUUCCAGUUUAAUGUGUUUCAGCUGUCUCUGGGUUGUGGUGAUCUGGUGACUCUCUCACUUCCCUUCAGCAGACAGGUGGUUUUUUGUGGUACCCGGAGCAGGCCAUAUCUAGCUCCAACAUUCAACUUUGAGGCAUCUUUCACCACAGAUGCUGACAGGACAGACAUUGGCUUUAACAUCACUGUAACGCCUAAGAGGUCACCAUGUCACAAGCGUGUGCUGCUGACUGAGAAUGACACUCUGGGCAAUGUUUCCAUCUGGAAGACAGGGAGAGUGAAGCAGCUGGUCCUGUGUGAGUGGUGGAUUGAGGCUCCACAAGGUAGUCGUCUUAGGGUUGAAAGAGUGAUGACUACUCUUGCCUGGACUAAGAACUGCAAGAGUGACUACCUGGUGAUCAAUGGGGAGGGGCACAGGAUGUACCCUGCCGACUCCAGCGUCAUAUAUUGUGGUCGGAUGAAUGCAGUGGCACCCCUCACGACCUCUGGCAACCUGCUGCUUGUGGUGUACAGGGCUAGAGUGCCGUGGAGCAAAGGCUUUGUGUUGCACUACAAGAUACUGACAUAAAUUGUGAGAAGAAAGUGUACCAUUACAAAAUGUGUGAAGAUCAGUGGCCAUGUCCCAUAAGACAUUAGUGAUGGGAUAAACCAAUUUAUACCUGAAUGUGGUGGCACUUCUGCCAUCCAGAAACCUGCACCUUGUGGUGGGUUGAAUGUGCCAUGAAGGAAGGUAUAUGAGCAAAGAUGGAAAUGG